AUGUCAAACGAAAUGUUGAGAGAAAUGGAAAUCAGCACUUCAGGCCAUGAUGAUGACAUACCAAUCGACAGUGACCUACCAAUCAACGGGGUAUGCCCUUCGACAACAGCUGAUUACCUACCAAUCGACGGUGGUUGCCCUUCGACAAAAUCUGAAGACCUACGAAUCGACGGUGGUUGCCCUUCCACAAAAUCGGAAAGCCUACCAAUCGACUGUGGAUGCCCUUCAACAAAAUCUGAAGAGCUACCAAUCGACGGGGGAUGCCCUUCGACAACAGCUGAUUACCUACCAAUCGACCGUGGUUGCCAUUCGACAAAAGCUAAUGACCUACCAAUCGACGGUGGUUGCCCUUCGACAAAAUCUGAAGAGUUACCAAUCGACGGUUGUUUCCCUUGGACAAAAGCUAAUGAGCUACCAAUCGACGGUGGAUGCCCUUCGACAAAAACCGAAGACCUACCAAUCGACGGUGGUUUCUAUUCGACAAAAUCAGAAGACCAACCAAUCGACGGUGGAUGCCUUUGGACAAAAUAUGACGAGCUACCAAUCGACGGUGGAUGCCCUUCGACAAAAGCUAAUGACCUACCAAUCGACAGUGUUUGCCCUUCGGCAAAAUCUGAAGAGCUACCAAUCGACGGUGGAUACACUUCGACAAAAUCUGAAGAGAUAUCAAACGACGGGGGAUGCCCUUCGACAACAGCUGAUUACCUACCAAUCGACGGUGUUUGCCCUUCGACAAAAGCUAAUGACCUACCAAUCGACGGUGGUGGCCCUUCGACAAAAGCUAAUGACCUACCAAUCGACGGUGUUUGCCCUUCGACAAAAUCUGAAGAGCUACCAAUCGACGGUGGUUGCCCUUCGACAAAAUCUGAAGACCUACCAAUCGAGUGUGGUUGCCCUUCGACAAAAUCUGAAGACCUACCAAUCGACGGUGGAUGCCCUUUUCAUAAAGCAAUAGAUUGA
This is a messenger RNA of Acanthosepion pharaonis, 960 nucleotides long. The record is from the annotation of a GenBank genome assembly. NCBI's taxonomy places the organism in Eukaryota, Metazoa, Mollusca, Cephalopoda, Sepiida, Sepiidae.